AUGUCUGCCUCCCUCCCCGGCGACCGCGAACUGCCGCGCUCGCAGUACGAUUUGUCGACAUACUUUGGACGAGUCCAGCAUGCCAUCACACUGACUGACCCGAGCACGCUCUUUGCCGGACAGUCGGGUCUCGAAAACGCAAAGCAACUCGUCACAAAGUACAAGACGGGCGAGCUCAAGGACAUGACUCCUGAGCUCUGGAACGCAAAGAAGAUUGUCGACUCGACCCUGCACCCAGAUACCGGCGAAGCUGUGUUUCUUCCCUUUCGAAUGUCGUCGUUUGUCCUGUCCAACCUCGUCGUCACCGUCGGCAUGCUGCAGCCCGGCCUAGGCACCGUCGGCACCGUCGGGUGGCAGAUUGCCAACCAGUCGCUCAACGUGGCCGUCAACAGCUCCAACGCCAACAAGUCGUCGCCGAUGACGACGGCGACGCUGGCCAAGUCGUACGGCAUCGCGGUGACGGCGUCGUGCUCGGUGGCGCUGGGGCUCAACGCGCUGGUGCCGCGGCUGCGCGUGGCGCCGUCGACACGCAACAUCCUCAAACGCCUGAUCCCCUUUGCGGCGGUGGCCUCGGCGGGCGCGCUCAACGCCUACAUCAUGCGGCGCGGCGAGAUUGUGACGGGCAUCGACGUGCGGCCCGUCAUCUCGGAGGCGCAGAAGCAGGCGCUGCAGGCCGAGGGCAAGUCGGAGCGCGACGUGCCGUCGCUGGGCCGCAGCCAAAAGGCGGCCAAGCUGGCCGUGUACGAGACGGCGGCGAGCCGCGUCUUCAACAACAGCCCCAUCAUGAUCAUCCCCGCCAUGGUGCUGUACCACAUCCAGGAGAAGCAGGCGUGGUACAGGCGUCUGAUGGCCAAGCAGUGGGUGCAGUCGCGGCCCAAGGUGGCCAUGCUGGUGCCGAUUGGCCUCAACCUGGGCCUCAUCACAGUCGUGUCGUUUGCGGCGCUGCCGCUGGCGCUGGCCGUGUUCCCCCAGCAGCAGGAGAUUAGCGCGGACGAUCUGGAGCCCGAGUUCCAUGGCAAGGGAGGUGACAGAGGCAAGGUCUGGUUCAACCGUGGUCUGUAA
Molecule: messenger RNA, 1062 nt
Organism: Akanthomyces muscarius
Lineage: Eukaryota; Fungi; Ascomycota; Sordariomycetes; Hypocreales; Cordycipitaceae
Exons: 3
Coding region: 1-1062 (353 amino acids)
Biological process (GO): monoatomic ion transport; mitochondrial transmembrane transport
Cellular component (GO): mitochondrial inner membrane
Molecular function (GO): monoatomic ion transmembrane transporter activity
Source: RefSeq, a predicted model, not a curated record